CCUUUCAGCAGAACAAUGAAUCCGUUUCUGGAUCUUCUCCUGUUUUUGGCUACGCUCCUCUACGCCUACUUAGAGGCUUUCGUGAAGCUCUUUGUCCCCGCGAAGAGAAAGUCUGUCAGCGGAGAGCUCGUUCUCAUCACGGGUGCCGGCCAUGGCAUAGGGAGAGCGACUGCCUUGGAGUUCGCCAAGCGUCAGAGCAGGCUGGUUCUCUGGGACAUCAAUAAGCACGGCGUCGAGGAGACGGCAGCAGAAUGCGAAAGGCUGGGAGCCACUGUCCAAGCCUUCGUGGUGGACUGCAGCAAAAGGGAGGAGAUCUACAGCACCGCAGAGAAGGUGAAAAAGGACAUUGGGGAUGUCUCCAUCCUGGUGAAUAACGCUGGUGUGAUUACCGCUGCCGACCUGCUCUCGACUCAGGACCACCAGAUUGAAAGAAUGUUUGAAGUCAACACUCUUGCUCACAUCUGGACCACAAGAGCUUUUCUGCCAGCCAUGAUGAACAACAACCACGGUCACAUUGUCACGGUGGCUUCGGCAGCAGGUCAUUUCGUGACUUCUUUCAUGGUGGCUUAUUGUUCAAGCAAGUUUGCUGCGGUUGGAUUUCAUAAAGCUCUGACAGAGGAGCUGUCUACCCUGGGAAAGGACGGAGUAAAAACUUCAUGUCUUUGUCCGGUUUUUAUAAACACUGGAUUUGUCAAAAACCCCCAUACAAGGCUUGGGAAGAUUUUGGAGAUUGAAGAAGUUGUAGAGGCCCUGAUGGAAGGAAUACUGACCAACCAAAAAAUGAUUUUUGUUCCUUCAAGUCAACGCAUUGCUUUACUUUUUGAAAGGUUGUUUCCAGAACGAGCCUUGGCUGUUCUGAAAAAGCUGACCGACGUCAAGUUUGAUGCUGUCGUUGGGCAGAGAAGCAGCCAGUGAAAAGCAAAAAUCAA
Gavia stellata (red-throated loon) is the source of this 929-nucleotide messenger RNA. RefSeq names its product estradiol 17-beta-dehydrogenase 11-like. The record is from RefSeq and is a predicted model, not a curated record. NCBI's taxonomy places the organism in Eukaryota, Metazoa, Chordata, Aves, Gaviiformes, Gaviidae. Bases 16 to 915 code for a protein of 299 amino acids. Gene Ontology annotation, molecular function: oxidoreductase activity, acting on the CH-OH group of donors, NAD or NADP as acceptor. The transcript has 7 exons. Gene Ontology annotation, cellular component: lipid droplet.